AAGCCCAAAGAGAGAGACAAAAAAAAAAAGAGAGCCAUUGAAAACCGUCAAAUCCCCAAGCCAUCAAGUGCGUGCCCCUUUAUUUACCGCGUGCCCCCCCAACAGAUUCCCAAAAAUCACCGACAACUAACACAAAAAAAAUAAAACUGUGAAUAGUUGAUUAAUUUUGGGACUUGAGACUUGAGUAAUUGAUACCCCAUUAUGGAUUUUAAGUGAUGUUUUUCAUUCAGCCAGAGUCAUCUCCACGACAUGACCAGUCUCAUGAUGUUAUUCUGGUGUGAAUAAUCGUGCGAAAGUGUUCAAUUAUUUGGGACUAGAACUGGGCGUCCCGAUGUUGUAACAAAAAUUAAGUCAAAAUGGAAGAGCAGAGCGUUCACAGCAGUAUCAGCGAUAUAAAUAGUGAAGAGCCAGCAAAGACUGAGCCUGGUGUCGUCGUUCCUAGGAAGAAGAGGAUAUGCCUGGUGGGAGCUGCUAGCAGUGAUCCAGCUCUUGGUACUGCUGCUCAGCAGUUUGGAGUGCCUGUUCUCAAAUCAGUAACUGGGAUUGAGUAUGUCGAGGACACGACUUACUGCACUUAUUUCAUUCUGAGGGAAUUCGAGGGCCCGGAGUAUGAGACACUCCACAAAAGUGCUCACAGAAUUUUGGGACCAACUGCACUUUUGCAGCUUGCUGAUAAAAAAGAGUCUCUGCCGAGUAUCAAUCGGCCCAUGUACACGAGGGCUAUGCUGGGAACUGUCGUUGUUUUCACUGGGUUCAGGAAGAAGGACGAAUUGACGAGGCUGAUCAAUAUGAUCCACUGCAUGGGUGGAAGCAUCCGCAAGGAAGUCGGUGCAAAGGUGACACACCUGAUCGCCAACUGCUGUGGCGGUGAGAAGUACAGGUAUGCAGUGACCUUCAGGGUGCCUAUAAUGUCGAUGAAUUGGGUGCUGGCCCUUUGGGAGGGCAAGGACGACGCCACCAGCUAUGGGAGCAAUGAGGAUCUCAUCGUCCAGCACAAGCUGAAGCCCUUCUACGGUGCACGUGUCUGCUUCUUCGGUUUUCCUGAUGACGAGAAAAAGCACAUGGUCGAGGUACUCCAGCAACAGGGUGGGGAACCCACGGAAAUUGAUGACCCAGAGUGCACACAUGUGGUAACAGAUCUAGGUAAUAACAGCUACAAGAUCGCAGACACAUCAAACGUAAACUCUAGAAUCUGCUUCGACCACCCGUAUUACCUAUUUGCCCCCCUCUAUACGGAGAAGCCUUGGGCCCCUGGAGUGAAGAUCCCAGAGAAAUCUCUGACAGAUGAUACUGGCAUCAGCACCUCCCAGGACAGCCUUGUGUCAACCUCUGAUUCAAUCUCCAAUGAUUCCUUGAAGAAUCAGAGCCAGGAUUCAGCGAUUUGCAUGGAAUUCACGAGUAAAGAGUCCAACGACUCCGUAACGAGCACUUCGUCAUCCCAGAUAUCUCCAGAUGGUGUGAAACUCUUCAGGGAAGUGUCAGGUUGCCACGAGUUGAAUUACUCCAAGAGGCACGUCCCCAGGAGGCGAUUCAGAUGGAGAAGAUCGAGAUCUUGCUUCAUUCUUCCACCGAUUGAGACGUCGAAUCAAUCUCGAUUCGUUAAAAUUUACUCACAUCCCAAUCUAUCGAAAAAUAAUUACGACGAGGAGUUGAUGGACUCCAGGAAAUUCAGGGGGAUGAGGAAGUCUAAGAGUCAGGGGCAGCAGGGGCAGCAGGGGCAGCAGGGGCGGAGAAUUUUUGAUGUGAAUUUUCCAUUUGGUUGCAAACGAGAGAUUAAAACUGGUGGAUUUAGGAGAAUUGAAACGAGUCAGGAUGCAUCCACCUUCUCGACGUCUUCCUCGGGGGCUUUUCCUGGAUUCAAAGUGCCCCAGGUGCCAGUGAAAUUUCCAAAAAAUCGGAGAACUCGGGGGAGGGAUACAACUGGACAGAGGGAGAAGAGAUGUUUGAAAAAAUUUGAUGUCGAUUAUUCUACGGUUGUGGACGAGUCCAAUGUGAAUUCGUUGCCAGAUCUGGCCUCUGUCAGGGCUCAUAUUGUCAAGGCUGAAUGGUUUUGGACGUCUGUCCAGAAUGAGGGGGCUGCUGAUGAAAAGGAGUAUCGAUUUGAAGAUUAUUUGGAGUCAGUGAUGUCACCAAGUGCCUCGUCUCGAAGGGAGAGCCAAUCAGCUGCGACACCCACGACAGCAUCCACGAGGAGAAAACGUAAACGUCUAGCAGAGACUCUAUCCAGUCUAGUACAGAAUGGAGCAGAUUCACCUGCUGUUCAUAAAAGACGAUCUAGCAUCAGUGAUGCUGGACAUCUGAGUGUCAGCGGGAGUUUUUUAGAUUGCACUGCCAGUCCUGACAAGCAGAUGCUCGAUGAUAUUCCAGAGGUCGAAGCUGUCACUACAGACUCAGCACGCAAGAAUCUCUCCCCGAGGCAUCAGGUGGUCCUGGAGCUAGUGCAAACCGAAUCCAAUUACGUCGGCAUUCUCAGUACAAUUAUGACGUUAUUCAAAUCCCCCCUUGAGGACUACAUAGAGACGAGCAACGAAUUGCUGAAUAGUACAGAGGCAAAAAUAAUCUUCGGUAAUUUUCCCCCAAUCUACGAUGUCCAUAAAAAAAUGCUGGAGGAGUUGCGAUAUUGUGCAGCCCACUGGACCGAGGACACAAGCAUAGGAAAUAUAUUUCUGAAAUACGCCCCAGACCUCGUUGACACGUAUCCCCCCUACGUGAAUUUCUUCGAGAACACAAAGGAGAUGUUGGAGCAGUGCGACCAGAACAAGCCACGUUUUCACGCUUUUUUAAAAAUCUGUCAGACAAAACCAGAGUGUGGGAGACAGAGUCUUAAAGAGCUGAUGAUAAAGCCUGUACAACGAUUGCCCAGUAUUAGUCUAUUAUUAACCGAUAUUCUUAAGCACACGAAUAAGAAUAAUCCAGAUCACAGUGCCUUGGAGCUUGCUAUCAGCAGUAUUAAGGAAGUUAUGACACAUAUCAAUGAGGACAAGAGAAAAACUGAGGGUCAGCUUGUCAUGUUCGAUAUAUUCAAUGAAAUUGAUAACUGUCCACCCCAUCUAGUCUCGUCACACAGGUCUUUCAUUGGUAAAUGCGAUGUUAUGGAGCUCGGGGAGGGGCUCAGUGGUCGUGGUGAUCAUUUGGUACUUUUUUUGUUCACUGAUACCAUGGAGAUAUGCAAGAAACGUUCCAAAGCAUUCAAUUCACUGAAGAGUCCCAAUAUGGCCAAUGGAUUGCACACGGCUAAACUCAGCCAGGGAAAACCCUAUAAACAUAUUAAAAUGUUGUCUCUCAGCACAAUUAAGAAGGUUGUCGACAUUCGGGAAACUGAUGAGUGCCAGAAGGUUUUUGCCCUCAUGGUUAGGAGCAAUCAAGAGCUGAAGGAGAAAUUAUUUUCAUUUACAAUUACUGAUGAGGAGGUCAAUAAAACAAAUUAUCUUAAAACUUUGUGCAGACAAAUGGCGAAUACUGUCUGUAAAGCUGAUGCAGACACUUUUCUCAUCAGUCUGGACUCUCAUCAACUGGAAAUUGAUACUAGUGACGUCGCUCUGGGAACCCUGAGCAAAGCAUUUAAGAGCCUAUUUCAUAAUUUUUACCUGGAGUAUAUGGAUCCAUUCGCCACACGUACGAAGAUGAAAGUUGGGAGAGCAUUCAGCUUCAACAAAACACCCAGCAAAUUAAAAAGGGCAAUGUCCACGAUGAUGUCUCCAUUUGGUUCAACCCACAGUCUGACACCAGCAAGUCAACAGCUUGCGCAGAUGCGAUUGGCCAGUUGUAACAAUAUCAAUGAACUGGGCAAUGGUGGGUCAGAUUCGUCAUCUAGAGACGAGGUUCUCGUUGCUCCAAUGUCAGUUCAACCGACGAGAAAAGCUAAAUGCAGUUCCCUGAGUAUCGCCUCAUUAAGAAGAAACUGUUCGGAGGAGGUCAUUGAGGACAAAUCGAACAUUUGAGAUAUUUUUCAAUAAAGUGGCCUUUUUUUAUUUAUUUAAAUAAAAACAAGUGGAAUAUUGUGUGGAGCUUGUGAUUGUGUAUAACUGAGGAAUCAAGUGCCUGAUAGAAUUCCAGUAUCGAACAUUGUAAAUAGAUUAAUAGAUCGAUCUCAUUUUUCACUUUU
Molecule: messenger RNA, 4105 nt
Organism: Fopius arisanus
Lineage: Eukaryota; Metazoa; Arthropoda; Insecta; Hymenoptera; Braconidae
Gene: pbl
Product: epithelial cell transforming 2 pebble
Exons: 14
Coding region: 357-3941 (1194 amino acids)
Biological process (GO): nervous system development; mitotic cytokinesis; activation of GTPase activity
Cellular component (GO): nucleus; cell cortex
Molecular function (GO): guanyl-nucleotide exchange factor activity; GTPase activator activity
Source: RefSeq, a predicted model, not a curated record